UGUGCAAGAUAUUUUGUAACAUGUCGCUGUGGCGUAUUGGCAUCAGUUUUUUCGGAAGAUGGAUCGUUCGGCGGCGGCUUACUUUCGGUGUCGUGGUUAUUAGUAUUUCUCUCAUAGGCUGUUUGUUGCUGUUUUCUUCCCCAAAGAGUGAAAAAUUUCAACCUUCUGUUAGUACUAUUCCGUGUAAUUGUCCGGUCUGUGCGAGCAGUCAACAAUCAGAACCGAAAGCAACCGUUGAAGGACCUUUAGCGGAAGAACCUACACUUAUUACACGGGAACUGAAGCGCGGCUCUCUAAAUCUUCACGUUUGGUCUGAAGUAUGCGGCACGAGUGUCGAUAAUUUAAGAAAUUGGCCCCAUUUUCCUUAUGACCCACACAGGCGCUCAUCUGUAACGACAUUUCAUUUUAACGAAAAUCCCGCUUCAAAAUCCACUGGAUAUAGAUUCUUUGGAUUCGUCCAUCCUCGGGAAAGCGGUGAGUACAAGUUUGCUAUAUCAUCCGAUGACACAUCUGAAUUAUGGUUAAGUUCAAAUGAAGACCCUGCUUCCAGUACGUUGAUCGCUCGUGUUUAUUCUCGUACUGAAAGUGCUUGGACUACAGACGGAGACUACAAAAAGUAUGCGGAGCAAAUCUCUAAAGAGGUCACCCUUCACGCCGGUAAAAAAUAUUACAUUGAGUCUUUACUCAAACAGGAAGCUGGGGCGGUUCAUUUGGCCGUGUAUUGGUCUCGUAAUUCAACUUUCGAAAUCAUAACCUCUGAUUACUUGACGAGCUAUGAUGAUAUUCCCCUACAUGUGGCCAAACAGCGCAGCUUUAUACUCCAAAAGAAACGGAAGUUGUUUUAUUUUCAUCGUCUUCCUCUCAUUGACCGUUCUCAAUAUGAUGGCACUUUGCCAAACUGUUCUUACAUCCCGAGCUUUCUGGUGCGCAAGAAACUAGUUAAAUACGAAAGUGUUUGGAUCCAACGGGAGUCACACGUGUACCCGCGUGAUGAUACGAUUGUGACCAAGACGGCCAGGACUAACGAAUGGACGCACACCAACAAAGUUGCAGAUAAGGAUCGAGUAACCGCUGUCGUAAACAACUUUAUGAAUUCUUUACCGUCCGGAAAAUACUUUUUAAAGAAAAUACACAAAGUGACUCAAAAGCCAGACACAAAAAAUGGCGAUCGCUUCUUAUUGAACCUUGAACUUGGCGCACAGGACACCAAUCAAACAUUUCGGCUGUCAGAGCACGUUUACCAAGCGAAGGGCAAAAACGACUUAUGCCUUCCUGAUGGAAUGAACUGGAAUAACAGCGCUACGAUUUAUAUCGUUCUACCUGUUAAGGAUCAAGGAAACUGGGUGCACUAUUUCAUUGAACAGCUCACUUACGCCAGCCAGGCCACUGAUGACAGUAAUUUUCACGUCAUUGUGACUGAUUUUCAAAGUAAAGACAUUGAUAUGGCCAAGGCUUUCAACACACCUUUACUUCAAAGCAGACAUAGUAUUGUCACACUAACCGGUUACUUCUACAAGACACUGGCCCUAAACGUCGCCAGUGAGCUUGUUUCCAACCCGGAGGAUAUCAUUUUCCUGUUUGACUUGCAUAUUGACUUUCCCGUGGAUAUUUUGGACCAAGUUCGAAUGAAUACCAUUAGUGGUCGAAUGGCUUAUUUUCCUAUCGUUGGCCGACUGAAUUGUGACAGCACUUCAGAAGAACAUCUAGGGUUUUGGCAAUGGAAUGGGUUUGGAAUUGCGUCUAUGUUUAAAUCUGAUUGGGAGAGAUUCGGGGGGAUGAAUGUUCUGGAAUACAAAUACAAAUGGGGUGGGGAAGAGUGGGACCUUCUAGACCGUGUGAUGCAGCUACCCUUGGAAGUGGAGCGACUUAGGCACCCAGGCCUCUAUCAUCAUUAUCAUGCCAAAAUGAAAAAGUGGAAUUAGGAUGGGAUCAGUGAGAUGAGUCAAGAAUAAUAAAUGAGGUUCAAACUUACGAUUCAAGAGGUCUAACACAAGAAUUGCCAUGGAUAUCUAUGAUAUAAAUUUUUAAAUAAGAAUGUUGGAUGAGAUCCAACAGAUUCCUUUUUUAUGCACUUCGAUUCAUCUUUAAACUCUUUGCCGUGUAAAAACCAGGCUGAUUAGCAGUUUGGUAUUAGUUUAGGAAGUCUCUCGAUGAAUUUUACUUUGUGUAGCAUUGUUACUCAAGGUUAUCGGUAGUUAGUCUUAUUUUGUUAUUUUGAUCUAUUUCCAUUUUUUUCCUUUAAACAUCCCAUUGACAACAGUACUUAUGUACUGAUGGGCUAUCGUGUAUAAAUAUUUGUUAUUCUUAAUAUCAUUGAUAAAAUUAAAGUAAAUGAAUUUAAACUUGUUUACUUUCUGUGGCUUUUCUCAGCUUUAUCGAGGAUACAGACUGCAGCUGUGAAACAGCAACAAAAAACAAUCAUCAGUAAAGAAAAUAGGUUAUCAUAAAAUUUGAAUAGAAAGCGAGUUAGGAGGAUGUAUUAGCAAGGAAAUAACAAUGCUAGGAACCAAGAAAUUGUUAAACACUGAUAAAGGACCAUAGAAAUUUGCUAAUUGUGACUAAGUCAACUCGAAUAAUGAGUAAGGCAAACUUUAAGUCCUUUUACUUGAAGUACAGUUUUCAGUGAAUUAUUAUUGGUUUACACGAGUUUGCUCAGUCGAGACGCUUAUGAAAAUUCUCUUCAUAAAUGACAUCUUUAUGGAAUACACGGUGUUAGGUUAAAGUCAUUUGUCACAUUAUUUAUUCUUUCGUUACAAUACGUACAGUGAAAUGGGUACAAUUAAGUUCCCUAGGGCUCCAUUUCAGAUCGUUCGUUGUUUCUGCUGUAUGUGAGGGAUCUUUAUAGAUAAAUGUGUCUAUGGAUUUGGAGUUUUUUUGUGGUUAAGUUUUUUCUUAUUGUUUUUUAACUAAUUUAUUACACGAGUGAAUACUUGACAAUUUACAAAAACAAUACAGAGUGCAUAGUUUUCUACACUUCCAGUUUACAGUUAUCAUAAUAAUGAUAAAACAAAGUGAAAACAAACAAAUCACAAGAAACACUAUGGGUUCAAGAAACAACAUAAAGAAAAACUAAUCGCCAACAUAAUUUAAUUUUUCCUUUUUUUGUUGUGUUUAGUCAUCUGAUUUUGAUUUGCUGCUCUUUUUCAUAGAUUGUUUUAACCUUGACUAAGAAUGUGUUUAAUGUUGAAUCUUUACCAUUUACUAUUUGCCCUCAUGAAUAAAGAAUUUUGUUAUGAAUA
Messenger RNA from Stylophora pistillata, 3239 nucleotides. RefSeq names its product beta-1,4-N-acetylgalactosaminyltransferase 3. Lineage: Eukaryota; Metazoa; Cnidaria; Anthozoa; Scleractinia; Pocilloporidae. Gene Ontology annotation, molecular function: acetylgalactosaminyltransferase activity. Gene Ontology annotation, cellular component: Golgi cisterna membrane. The record is from RefSeq and is a predicted model, not a curated record.